This is a messenger RNA of Alternaria alternata, 1657 nucleotides long. RefSeq lists its product as hypothetical. Gene Ontology annotation, biological process: actin cortical patch localization; endocytosis; actin cortical patch assembly. Gene Ontology annotation, molecular function: Arp2/3 complex binding. NCBI's taxonomy places the organism in Eukaryota, Fungi, Ascomycota, Dothideomycetes, Pleosporales, Pleosporaceae. The record is from RefSeq and is a predicted model, not a curated record. Gene Ontology annotation, cellular component: actin cortical patch. The coding region runs from base 225 to 1544 and encodes 439 amino acids. The transcript is spliced from 6 exons.
UCGCAUGUUGGAAUGCAACUGCCAACGUGUGGUAACAAUAGACUACCCUAUACCCCAAGCAGUAUCGGUGACGCACUAGCUAACGCCGGUGAAUCUCCGGCGUCUUGAUGGUCAGUUGUUCGCAUCAACGCUCCGACAACGAACAGUUUGCGCCUCUCUGCACCGCCCUCGGCAGCCUUGAUCGCUGGAGAGGAUGAUUGUUGUCAGAGACCCGCGACUACGACAUGGCAUUUGAGGUGUCGUAUGAUCUCGAGAAUGAGCAACAGUUCUGGGAUGAACUCGACGAUAUCGUCUCGACGCGCUGUCACCAGCACGAGAUAAUCGACAACUCGCUGCGAUCCUUCCUUAAUGUCACUACGAAUUAUAGAUCCGAAUACCUCCAAACCGACUUCAGCGUCGCAAAAUGCAUCUUUCGCAUGCUCGAGGGCGACCUCUUUGCCUCAAACAAGGCAUAUGUACGGCGGCAGAUAAUAUAUUGCCUCUUGCAGGAAGAUGAUAACCCUACUCUUCACAUAGUGGCCGCCUUCCUCCUCUACGAUGGUCGCAAUAGCAAAGACGAUGAUAUAUUUGAGAUGAUGCACUCGGAGGGCACAUUUGCUAGACUUGUUGAGUUGGUGCAAACGCCGAGCGUGCAAGAGGAGACCACUCUGCAUCAACUACUUCUACAACUGCUCUACGAAUCUUCACGGGUUCAGCGAUUGACGUGGGACGACUUUUCUGCGGUGAAUGACGCCUUCAUUAUCUACCUGCUGGAGAUCAUAGAAGGUGCUUCCGACGAUGCUGACGAUCCAUACCACUAUCCUGUGAUACGCGUUCUGUUGGUUUUGAACGAACAGUACCUUGUAGCGUCAACUAGCCGUCAUAGCGAUGGACGACCUGGAAUAACGAAUCGGGUCAUCAAAGCUAUCUCGACUCACGGAAUGACCUACAAAACUUUCGGAUGCAACUUGAUUCUUCUUCUGAACCGCGAGUCGGAGACCUCCCUUCAGCUUCUAAUCCUCAAAGUGCUUUACCUUCUCUUCGGUAAUCCUUCCACGGCCGAAUACUUUUACACCAACGAUCUUCAUGUCCUGGUCGACGUCAUCCUUCGAAAUCUUAUAGAUCUACCACAUGAUUCGGCUGCUGCAAACGCAUUACGACAUACCUACCUCCGCGUUCUAUACCCGAUACUCAUGCACAGCCAAAUCAGCAAGCCACCACAUUAUAAGCGUGAAGAACUAUUGCGGCUCCUUCACCUCCUCGUCUCAAGCGGUAAUCAUUUUGCUCCCGUUGACGAGACCACCGUACGACUUGUGAACCGAUGUACUAGUGUGCAAUGGUUACAGCCUCCCGCUGCCACCGCGGAACACGGCUCGACCAAUGGCAAUGGUACCACAAACUCACCGGUAGACCAUGUGGCGAACGGUCAGAAAGAGUACGCACGACGAGCGCUGGGCAUGACUGUGCAAGGUAGUAGCGAGAGCUCGACGAGCGUCUUGGAGAUCGCAGGUCACACUGCACAACCUGGCGUGCAAACGCCAAGUAUGUCAAAGGUGGCGCAAUAACACGUCGGAAUGUUCUGAAGCUAUGUUGAGCGACAGGCGUCUUGUGAUCGUUAUUUAGUGGUUGCGCGGAGUCUGGCGAAGUCCCUUAUCAGCGAGUUCAGAUAUCCACACGU